This is a messenger RNA of Trematosphaeria pertusa, 1332 nucleotides long. Its product is annotated as glycoside hydrolase family 28 protein. The coding region runs from base 1 to 1332 and encodes 443 amino acids. The transcript has 4 exons. The record is from RefSeq and is a predicted model, not a curated record. Gene Ontology annotation, molecular function: polygalacturonase activity. Gene Ontology annotation, biological process: carbohydrate metabolic process. Lineage: Eukaryota; Fungi; Ascomycota; Dothideomycetes; Pleosporales; Trematosphaeriaceae.
AUGCGUGCUUCAACUCUCUUCUUUGGAGCUCUCGCGCUCUUGCCCAUCCUUGUGGUUGGCCAACUCUCUGGACACGUCGGCCCUUUGACAAGCACCUCAUCAAAGGCUUCCAAGACCUGCAACGUCUUGAACUAUGGAGCCAAGGCCGACAAGACCACUGACAUUGGGCCCCCACUAGCAUCCGCUUGGGCUGCGUGCCAGACUGGCGGUACUGUCGUGAUCCCGGCAGGCGACUACGCGAUGUCCACUUGGGUCACUCUCAAGAACGGCAAGGCCGUCGCUCUUCAGCUCGAUGGUGUGAUCUAUCGUACUGGCAGCGCGGGCGGGAACAUGAUUAUGAUCCGCGAUACGCAGGACUUCGAGAUGCACAGCAGUACCGGCAAGGGCGCCGUGCAAGGUAACGGCUACCAGAUCCACGCUCAAGGAAGCCGCUCCGGCGCACGCAACCUGCGCCUGUACAAAGUCACUGAUUUCUCCGUCCAUGAUCUCGCCCUCGUCGAUGCCCCUGCGUUCCAUUUCUCUAUGGAUACCUGCACCAACGGCGAGGUGUACAACAUGGCGAUCCGGGGCGGGGACUGGGGUGGCCUCGACGGCAUCGACGUAUGGAGCACAAACAUGUGGAUACACGACGUUAUGGUAACCAACAAAGACGAAUGCGUAACAGUCAAGAGCCCCGCCAAAAACAUCCUUAUCGAGAACAUUUACUGUAACUGGAGCGGCGGCUGCGCGCUGGGCUCCCUCGGCGCCAAUACCGCUAUUUCCAACAUCGUGUAUAAGAAUGUAUACACGUGGAGCUCCAACCAGAUGAUGAUGAUAAAGUCCAACGGCGGCAGCGGAUACGUCGAGGACGUGGUCUUCGAGAACUUCAUCGGCCAUGGAAACGCAUAUUCGCUCGACGUCGACCAGUACUGGUCCAGUAUGAGUGCUGUCGACGGCAGUGGUGUCAAGUUGACCAAUCUCACGUUCAAGAACUGGAAAGGCACCGAAUCCAACGGCGCCUCACGCGGCCCCAUAAAAGUCGUCUGUGCAGACGACGCCCCCUGCACCGAUAUCACCAUCUCCGAUUUCGCAAUGUGGACGGAAUCCGGCAGCAAGCAAUGGUACUCGUGCCGGUCGGCCUACGGCACGGGCUUCUGCUUGAAGAAGGGUACAGGGAGCUCGUAUGCUGCGACGACGAGCACGCAGAGCGCCGCCCCAACCGGAUAUUCUGCGGCCAGCAUGUCAGCCGACCUUAAAACCGCGUUUGGCACCACAAUCAGCAUUCCGAUUCCCACGCUGCCGGCGAGUUACUAUCCGGGGGCGGCGCCGCAUAGCAAGGUCGCUGGGUCGUAG